AUGCUGAAGCUGACAAAUGAAAGCACCAUCGAUAAUAUUGUCGGUAGUUAUCUUCGGCAAGAGGAUCGCAACUUUGCGCUCUUCAACUACGUCAGCGAGAUAAAUGGCCAGAUUGAAGAGUUAGUCAACGAGAAUGAAUCGCUUGCCAAGCAAAUUACUGACUAUCGUGAGUGGAUGACGGACGCCAUUGGAAAGAAAAGAGCCGAACUUGGAACACUGCAUGAACAAAAUGACGUGACAAAUAAUGUCAAGGAGAAAGUCUUGGCAAAACUGGAAAAGACGAAGGCCACACUUGAGGAGAUGGCACAAAUGGUUGAGGCACUUGCGACGGGCCUUACCUGUGAUCGGACCCCACUUACACGCCGUCUGGCAGCCAAUCCGAAGGUUACAACCGAGACACUCCUCGACUAUCUGGUUUUGAUAGAGAGCCGAAUAAAUGAAAUGCUUUUGGUACGCCAGUUUCUUGCCCAGAACGAUUCAGACGCACCCUUCAUCUCCAAGGCCAUUCUCAUUGGCGGAAAUCUGAGCGCGCCGGGUUCUUUGCCACCAACCAUCAUUCCUCCGAAUGUGCAUACAGAUUUUGAAGAAGGUAAGUCUGGUUAA
This is a messenger RNA of Dibothriocephalus latus, 603 nucleotides long. NCBI's taxonomy places the organism in Eukaryota, Metazoa, Platyhelminthes, Cestoda, Diphyllobothriidea, Diphyllobothriidae. The record is from the annotation of a GenBank genome assembly.